UCACCGUGGGUUGACCCUAAAGCCUACAUGAUCUGAGCCGUGGUGCAAAUUGCCAAAGCCUUCCCAACCAAGAUGCCCAGCUCAUGCAAAGAACUGCGCGAAGCACUCGCGCAGUGUCUCCAAGAAUCCGACUGUGUCAUGGUUGAGCGCAACAGUGCCGCCGACUGCCUCCGCGAGCCCCUCGUCAACACCCUCCCGCUCAAGUGCCGACAGCUGAAGAAGGGCUUCGGCGAGUGCAAGCGUGGCAUGGUGGAUAUGCGUAAAAGAUUUCGAGGCAACAUGCCCGUGGCAUACCGUACGAUGGAACAGGCCGAGGAGGGUCAAGGAUACCAACUCUACGCCGGACGGCCAGCAUUCGCGGGUGGUGUCAAGAAGACGGACGGAAACGAACCCAUUCCUCAAGAUUGGAGAGAAGUCGAGAAUGAGAAGUGGAAGGCAGAACAGGCAGCCAUAGAGCAGCAGAAGAAGUGAGAUGGAGGUCGUUGCCUGACCGAAUCAAGCUUUCUCCGAUAUGGGACAUGUGCGGUAUGGUAACGACUACUUGUGCCAGUAUUUGAUACCACCAUGGUCCUCAAAACGCCCAAGACGAUAGAAGGCAAUGCUGAGGUUGAGCUGAACCGACUGAGCUGAAACAAUUCGACAUGACGAACGUGACGGACGAAGACUUUUGGAUAUACCCAA
Fusarium oxysporum Fo47 is the source of this 681-nucleotide messenger RNA. RefSeq names its product cytochrome c oxidase assembly protein PET191-domain-containing protein. The transcript is spliced from 2 exons. Gene Ontology annotation, biological process: mitochondrial respiratory chain complex IV assembly. The coding region runs from base 73 to 471 and encodes 132 amino acids. NCBI's taxonomy places the organism in Eukaryota, Fungi, Ascomycota, Sordariomycetes, Hypocreales, Nectriaceae. The record is from RefSeq and is a predicted model, not a curated record. Gene Ontology annotation, cellular component: mitochondrion.